Molecule: messenger RNA, 4021 nt
Organism: Phragmites australis (common reed)
Lineage: Eukaryota; Viridiplantae; Streptophyta; Magnoliopsida; Poales; Poaceae
Exons: 5
Coding region: 538-2286 (582 amino acids)
Source: RefSeq, a predicted model, not a curated record
UCUAAUUUGUAGUACAUGUUCCACGUAUUAUAUGAUAAAUAGAUAAGGUUCACUCGUGAUAAAAUCAAACAAAAAAAUCUACCUGGUAAGGCUCGAAACGGAGACCUAUUGCUUCAUCAAUAGACCACAUGCCAACCCACCUACAGAACGUUGUUGUUCAUAGAAUAAAUUAAAUAUACUUAACGGGUCCUGGUUUCUCCAUCUUCCAUCUCCAUCUUCUAUCUCCUUUCUUCAAACAUGGAGGGAGCACUGCCCCAACAACAAUCAUAAUAGAAAAACCCCGAGGCGUUGUGAAGGGCACGCCGCCGCCGAUCGGACGCGAGGCUCUGCUAAGGGCGCGCCGCCGCCGGUCGGAAGCGAGGUGCUGCUAAGGACACUAGUCUGACUCCAGGCGUUGCUAAGAGUGUGCCGCCGCUGGUCAGACGCGAGGCGCUGCUAAGGACGUGCCACCACCGUUCAGCAGCGAGCGCCAUCCGCUUCUGGCGUUGUCCCUUGCCUCCGUGGGAUAUUUCUAAGCAAGGAUCCAAGCAAACUACUAUGAUGGACAAGAGUUGGAUGACCAAACCAAGAACCUGUAAUGAGUACAAGGAUGGUGUAGACCAAUUCCUUACUUUCGCAUUCCGUGAUGUUCGACAUGGAGGAAAGAUUAAUUGUCCAUGUGUGAAGUGUAAGAAUAAGUCAACAAGAAGUUAUGAUGAUGUUAGAACCCAUUUGAGAUGCAAUGGUAUUCUGCAAGGAUAUACUACAUGGGUUCGUCACGGAGAGGAACAUGAGUCAUCAUCAUCUCCCUUUGCUCAGGUCUCAUCAAGGACAGAUAACCAGGCUAUGUCCGGACAACCCUGUACUUCUCCUGCACAAGCUGCAAACAUGAGAAAUGAUGACAUGCAAGGGCUCCUAAAUGCAGCAUUUUCUAUGACUGAUAAUUAUGAUACACUGUCCAGUUCGUCAGAUGAAGAAAUGGAUGAGAUUGCAUUUCAGUGUCCUGAUGUAGAUGAUAGUCAGAGUGAAGAUGAUACUAUUUCAGAGGAGGUUGGUGAUCAAACUAAAGAAGAAGAAAUUCUAUCAAGCUUCUUGAAAGAUGCUCAGGCAAAGCUAUAUCCAGGAUGUGAUGCAUUUUCGAAGCUUUCCUUUCUAGUCACCUUAUUUCACUUGAAGUGCUUACAUGGGUGGACUCAAGAGUCAUUUACAGCAAUACUUGGUGUUUUGUCUGCUGCAUUGCCUAAAGAGGCGAACCUACCAAAAAACUACCACGCAGCAAAGAAAAUCAUCCGGGGAUUAGGUCUUGAUUAUGUUAAGAUUCAUGCAUGCCCAAAAGAUUGCAUGAUUUUCCACGGUGAUAGGGCCAACCAAGAAACUUGCCAUGUAUGCGGCAGCUCACGUUGGGCAUAUAGAAAAAAGAAGGGUGAGCCAACAGAACCAAAAGAGCAGAAGAAAAAGGCAGCAAAGGUAUUGCGCUAUUUCCCAUUGAUACCGAGGCUGAAGAGAUUGUAUGCUAAUGAACAAACUUCAGCUGACAUGCGCUGGCAUGAUGAGGGUCGUACAAAGGAUGGAAAACUGAGGCAUCCAGCUGAUGGACAAGCUUGGAAAGAUUUUGAUUCGAGAUAUGAUAAGUUUUCUGCUGAUUCCCGUAAUGUGCGGCUUGGUCUUUCCAGUGAUGGAUUUAACCCUUUCAGAAACAUGAAUUGCAAGCAUAGUACAUGGCCAGUAGUGCUUAUUCCUUACAAUUUACCUCCCUGGAUUUGCAUGAAGCAAACAUCUUUUAUAUUGUCCAUGAUCAUUCCUGGACCAGAUAGCCCAGGAAAUGAUAUAGAUGUCUACUUGCAACCACUCAUUGAUGAACUAGAACAACUAUGGCAGGGCGUGGAAACCUUUGAUGCCAGUUCAAAGAAAAAGUUCUCUCUCCGAGCAGCUUUGAUGUGGACCUUGAAUGAUUUACCAGCAUUAGCUUACUUAUAUGGUUGGAGCACAAAGGGAACAUAUGCUUGUCCAUCUUGUGCAGGUUUAACGAGAUCUUUUUUUUUUAAGAAUGGGCGAAAAUGUUCAUAUAUGGGUCACCGUCGGUGGUUGCCACUGUCCCACUCCUAUCGCCGUCGAAAGAAACAUUUUGAUGGCACUGAGGAGAAAGAACUUGCACCUGUAACAAUGAGUGGAAGUUCCAUGUUGAGGAUGUGCGCAGGUAAAGUAUUUGUAUAUGGCAAGAAAAAAGAUCAACCAGAGGAAGAGGAAGGGCAUACUGGGAAUCAAGAUAGAGUUGGAAAGCAAAAAAAAUGGAAAAAAACAGAAUAAAGAGGAAACGAGUCCAAAGGAAAAAGCGAUCAGUGGAGACGUCAUGUCAGAGAGAGAAAAACCCCGAGGAUUGGAUAAAGAAGAGGUCGAUAUUUUUUAAACUACCAUACUGGGAACAUAAUCUGUUACGGCACAAUCUUGAUGUGAUGCAUAUAGAGAAAAAUGUAUGUGACAACUUGAUUGGGACAUUGCUAAAUAUGGAUGCUAAGACAAAGGAUGGUCUUAAUGCUAGGCUUGACUUGGAGGAACUUGGACUUCGGCCAGAAUUACAUCCACAAUUAGAUGACAAAGGAAACAAAGUAUUGCCUGAUGCACCCUUUACCAUGUCUAGAGAACAAAAGGAGAUUCUUUGUUCUGUUGUUCAGAAUCUUAGAACACCUGACAGUUAUGUAUCAAAGAUUUCCAGGUGUGUAAAUGUUAAGGAAUGCAAACUGAGUGGCCUCAAAAGUCAUGAUUGCCAUGUAUUGAUUGAGGAAAUUCUUCCAGUAGCUCUACGUUCUUGUUAUCCCAGCAAAGAUGUUAUGAAAAUAGUUGUAGAACUAGCUGCUUUCUUCAAAAAGUUGUGCUCCAAAGUUUUAGAUAUAUCUGAACUUGACAAACUCCAGGAGCAAAUUGUUUUGACACUAUGCAACAUGGAAAGUGUUUUCCUUCCAUCAUUUUUUACUAUUAUGGUACAUCUACUUGUACACUUGGUGGAGGAGGCUAAGUUUGGUGGUCCAGUACAUUAUAGGUGGAUGUACCCUAUGGAAAGACUAUUCGUUCGAUUGAAGGCGCUUGUUCGCAAUAGAGCACGUCCUGAAGGUUGCAUUGCUGAAGGGCAUAAAGCAGAAGAGUGCUUGACAUUUUGUUCAAGAUUCCUUGAUGGAACUACACGUUUUACACGACCAUCUCGAAAUCCUGAUCCAUCAGAUAAGGCAAAAGACAUGUACUUAUUCGAGAGUGCUAGCCAACCCAUAGGGAAAGCUAUUAUUGUAUAUCAAUUUGACAACAACUUGCUCAUUCAAGUGCACAGAUACAUAUUGAGACAUUGUGAUGAACUAGAAGAAUUUCGCAGGGAGUUUGUGGAGUCAAUGAGAAAUCAGCAUCACCAAGCAGAUCUCACACCUUCCUAUAUUCAGGAGUUCAUUGAUAAACAUUUUGCAGAUUGGCUCGAACAGAAGGUACUGCAUAGUGAUGAUUCAAGCAUCAAUGAAAGUAUACGAGUAUUGGCUAGAAAACCGAACAAAUGUGGGGUGCGCUACAAUGGCUUUGUUAUCAAUGGUUUUAGAUUUCAUACAAGAAGCCGUGAGAGUAAACGCUUGACACAAAACAGCGGUGUAGUAAACAUUUCAAACGACGGCACAAAUUAUUAUGGAAGACUAACUGACAUCAUAGAAUUAUCAUAUAAAGGUAACUACAAGGUGGUUCUCUUCAAAUGUGACUGGUAUGAUGUUCAUCAUCGCAGUGGCAUUAAACAUGAUGAGUUUGGAUUCACUCUAGUAAAUUUCAAUCGAUUGAUACACACCGGAGACAAGAUAGAGCAUGAUCCCUUUGUUUUCUCUUCACAAGUCUCCCAAGUGUUUUAUGUGGAAGAUCCAAAAGUAGAAGGAUGGAAUGUUGUAGUAACUGUUAGGCCAAGGGAUCUAUUUGACAUGGGUGCAGAACCGUUGGUUGGUAACGAGGACAAUGCAACGUAGUUUUGUGGGAAAUUUAUUUGUUUCACCCAUUUCAUAGUUUGAGACCACUGGCUAGAUGC